This is a messenger RNA of Penicillium robsamsonii, 342 nucleotides long. Its product is annotated as CVNH domain-containing protein. Lineage: Eukaryota; Fungi; Ascomycota; Eurotiomycetes; Eurotiales; Aspergillaceae. The record is from RefSeq and is a predicted model, not a curated record. The transcript has 2 exons. The coding region runs from base 1 to 342 and encodes 113 amino acids.
AUGGCCGGGGAUUGGCAAAACAGCUCUCAGGAUGCUGAGAUUGUCCUUAUGGACGGCCAUACCUUUUUGAAAGCGAAGUGUGAAAGCCAACGGGGGAACCUGGAAGACAGUCAUCUUGACCUUGAUGAUCAUAUUGGAGAUGUCAAUAACAAAUUUUCGUGGUCAGGAAGCGGAUUCACCCACGAUGCACUUCGAGACAGUAUCAAAUUCAACUUUACAGAGGGAGCAGCUCAUCAGCCAAUCCUCCGUGCUAGAUUUGGUCAUAAUGCGCCUGAGGCUGAUAUCAAUACUGCCGAACACAUCAGAAACAAUAAUGGCCGUCUGGAAUUUGAUUUACAGUGA